AUGAAAACCAGCCCCCAUCGGCCACUGAUUCUCAAAAGACGGAGGCCACCCUUACCUGUUCAAAAUGCCCCAGGUGAAACAUCAGAGGACGAGCCUAAAAGGCCCUCUGUCCAACAAGAGCCUGGUGAUGCACAGGCCUCCAAUGAGGUGGCAGAGUCCACAUCUUGCAAGUUUCCAGUUGGGAUCAAGAUUAUAAACCACCCCACUAUGCCCAACACCCAAGUGGUGGCCAUCCCCAACAAUGCCAAUAUCCAGAGCAUCAUCACAGCAUUGACAGCCAAAGGCAAGGAGAGUGGCAGCAAUGGGCCCAACAAAUUCAUCCUCAUUAGCUGUGGGGGAGCCCCCACUCACCCUCCAGAACCCCAACCUGAAGCCCAAACCAGCAAUGAUUCCAAGAGGACAGAAGGGAUCACCAAGACCCUGGGACCAAAACCUGCAACUACGGAUGUGAAUCUUCCUAAACCACCUGGAGCUCUUCUCGGGCAGAGAUGGGAGAACUGUGCUGGCGGUGAGGCAGCAGGCUGCACUCUUAACACCAGCCUGACCAACAUCCAGUGGCUUGGGAAGAUGAGUUCUGAUGGCCUGGGCUCCUGCAGCAUCAAGCAAGAGAUGGAAGGAAAGGAAAAUCAGCACUUGGAGCCGAGUCGGGUUAAGGUUGAGGAGCCCCCAAGAGGAUCAACAUCCUGGCAGGACUCCGUGUCUGAGCGGCCGCCGUACUCUUACAUGGCCAUGAUACAAUUCGCCAUCAACAGUACCGAGAGGAAGCGCAUGACCUUGAAAGACAUCUACACGUGGAUCGAGGACCACUUCCCCUAUUUUAAGCAUAUGGCAAAGCCAGGCUGGAAGAAUUCCAUCCGCCAUAACCUUUCUCUUCAUGACAUGUUUGUUCGAGAGACAUCUGCCAAUGGCAAGGUCUCCUUCUGGACCAUUCACCCCAGUGCCAAUCGUUACUUGACCUUGGACCAGGUGUUUAAGCCACUGGACCCAGGGUCUCCACAAUCACCCGAGCACUUGGAAUCACAGCAGAAACGACCCAAUCCUGAGCUCCGCCGGAAUGUGACCAUCAAAACUGCACUCCCACUGGGCGCACGGCGGAAGAUGAAGCCAUUGCUGCCCCGGGUCAGCUCAUACCUGGUACCCAUUCGGUUCCCAGUAAACCAGCCACUGGUGUUACAGCCCUCAGUAAAGGUGCCAUUGCCCCUGGCAGCUUCACUCAUGAGCUCAGAGCUUGCCCGCCACAGCAAGCGGGUCCGUAUUGCCCCCAAGGUGCCACUAGCUGAUGAGGGGGUCGCCCCUCUGCCCACUGCAGGGCCAGUGAAAGAGGAGAAACUCCUGCUUGGAGAAGGGCUGUCUCCUCUGCUUCCAGUUCAGUCCAUCAAGAAAGAAACACAGCCGGGGGAGGAAAUGCCGCACUUAGGGAGGCCCAUCAAGGUGGAGAGCCCGCCCCUGAUAGAGUGGCCCUCGCCGUGCCCAUCGGUCAAAGAGGAGCUGUCUCAGUCCUGGGAGGAGGACUCCCCUCACUCUCCCACUCCGAGGUCCAAGAAGUCCUACAGUGGACUCAGGUCCCCAACCCGGUGUGUGUCUGAAAUGCUCGUGAUUAAACGAAGGGAGGGGAGGGAGAUGAGCCGCUCUCGAAGGAAACAGCACCUGCUGCCUCCCUGUGUGGAUGAGCCCGAGCUGCUCUUCUCGGAGGCCCCUGGGACUUCAAGACCAGCCACGGAGCUCCCUCUCCCCUCAGAGCCCUCUGUGCCUGCCCCCCAGCUUGGCUACUCCCAGGAGGAGGGAGGACCUUUUAAGACACCCGUUAAGGAGACGCUGCCCAUCUCCUCUACCCCGAGCAAAUCUGUCCUCCCCUUGAGCCCCGAAUCCUGGAGGCUUACACCCCCAGCCAAAGUUGGGGGGUUAGAGUUCAGCCCAGUACGAACCCCUGAGGGUGCCUUUGGCCCCCUACCUGACUCCCUGGGCCUGCCAGAUUUCAGUACCACCCCACUGAAAAGUAUCCCCCUCUUUGAUUCACCCCAAGAACUCCUCAAUCCUGAGCCCUUUGACCUCAACUCUGACCCCUUUAGUAGCUGUUCCCUCUCAGAAAUGGAAGUCCCCAAGCCAGGCUACCCCAUGGUCGGGGAGCAACAAGUCGCCAGCCUUCCAGCCAACCGUUCCCUGACAGAAGGCCUGGUUCUGGACACAAUGAAUGACAGCCUGAGCAAGAUUCUGCUGGACAUUAGCUUCCCUGGCCUGGAGGAGGACCUGCUGGGCCCUGACAACAUCAACUGGGCUCAGCUCAUGCCUGAGCUGCGGUAG
This is a messenger RNA of Pipistrellus nathusii (Nathusius's pipistrelle), 2301 nucleotides long. NCBI's taxonomy places the organism in Eukaryota, Metazoa, Chordata, Mammalia, Chiroptera, Vespertilionidae. The record is from the annotation of a GenBank genome assembly.